AUGUCUGCGACAACGACAACAGCUUCGGUCAGCGCAGCGACUACCACUGCUGGCAAUAACGGGGAGGCUUCGGGGUCAAACAAUGCUACAAGCUCACCUUUGCUGUUCUUUGUCGCUCUCGGCUUCGGCGUCGUCUUCACAAACCUAUGGAUCAUCGUUGGCGUCAAGUACUGCUUUCGAUACAACCAACGAAACCGUCAGCUACGCAGUGAAGAAACCGGUGAACCUAUAGAUUUAACCGCAAUGCCUCGGGCUCAUCGCCGAAGGAGGGAGAAAAAGCUGAUGACGAUGGACGAGGUGAACGAACGAUUUCCAUUGGUCAAAUACAAAGUGUGGAGGUCAUCUCGCGCAAACCAAGGUCUUUCGACUGAAGGAGGCAUAACAGCUCCCAACAGCAGGCCUCAGAGUCUCAAAGACGGCAAUGAGAUUUUUACAACAACAGCCGGUAUUCCCACAGCCGCAGUAUCGCCAUCCAAGGUCAAUGAGCGUCCCAAUUCCAACACAUCACAAACGAUUUCCCAUGAUCUGUAUGUUGGUAGCCCAGCACAGUCUGCCGACGAAAAGACACCCACGGUAUCAAGAAUGUCUUUGACUGAUCAGGGCACUGGUACAAACGAAGAAGAGCGUACUCUAGCCAACGACAGCGUUCACAUGGACAUGGAAGACGAAGAUGAUGGCGAUCAUAUCCAGAACGCCGUUCCUACUGAUCUUUUACCCAACCCUGGCGAUUCUUGCGCCAUUUGCCUGGACAUCAUUGAGGACGAUGAUGACAUUCGGGGACUCACAUGCGGACAUGCUUUCCAUGCCUCGUGUGUUGAUCCUUGGUUGACGAGUAGAAGAGCUUGUUGUCCUCUGUGCAAGGCCGAUUACUAUGUCCCUAAGCCCCGCACACAAACAGAGACACAGUCCGGCACUGAUCGACACGGACAUCGUAUCGCCUCCAUUCGCGCUGAUGCAAUUCUCAGACCUCCUCGGGCUGCCCGCAAUCGAAGUCGGGAAAAUGGGCUCCGGGUACAUAUGAUCUUCCCGGGUCGAAUGUUCCAAACGAGCUCUCACGAACGAGAGAUAUCACCGCGCCGAGAACCACGUCAGCAGCGCAGUCGCGAUGAGCUCCCGGGAUCAGAAGAUCCAAAUCAGUCUUCCUGGCCGCGGUUUCUCCCAACUCGUCUCCGACAACUUUCCUCCCGCUUCUCCUCUUCUAGAGACACUCAACUACCACCUGAUGUUGAAUCCUCCUCUCAUGAGCCUAGAUCCUCGGAUCGGCGUACACCUGGCCAACUGGAAGCCGGUACCACCUGA
Molecule: messenger RNA, 1299 nt
Organism: Penicillium antarcticum
Lineage: Eukaryota; Fungi; Ascomycota; Eurotiomycetes; Eurotiales; Aspergillaceae
Product: E3 ubiquitin-protein ligase RNF103
Exons: 2
Coding region: 1-1299 (432 amino acids)
Biological process (GO): ubiquitin-dependent protein catabolic process
Cellular component (GO): cytoplasm
Molecular function (GO): ubiquitin protein ligase activity
Source: RefSeq, a predicted model, not a curated record